This is a messenger RNA of Coregonus sp. 'balchen', 596 nucleotides long. Lineage: Eukaryota; Metazoa; Chordata; Actinopteri; Salmoniformes; Salmonidae. The record is from the annotation of a GenBank genome assembly.
AUGUUUUUUUGUGUUCCUCUGUCUGCAGGCGUUGCAGCCCAACACUCCCAGUGCUUCGCUGCCUGGUACGGCCACUGCCCCGGCCUCAAAGUAGUCAGCCCCUGGAACUCCGAGGACGCCAGAGGUCUCCUCAAAGCAGCUAUCAGAGACGAUAACCCUGGUGAGCAAUGACCUGCGUCCCAAAUACCACCCUAUUCCCUAUAUGGUCACUACUUUAGACCAGGGGCCCAUAAGGAUAUGUUGAAAAGUAGUGCUCUACAUAGGGAAUAGGGUGUAAUUGGCCUUUUCAUGUUUCCUCACAUCCGCUCCCUCGACGGUAUUGGAUAAGGUCCAAGGCUGAUGUCCUGUAGCGUAGAUGAGGGAAUCACUGUAGAUCUGCUGGUGUCCUUUUGGUAUAGACAUUUUAAGUUCCUGUGCUGUAACCACGGUGACACUUGCUAAUCAAAACUACAUUUUCUUGUAUUUUUCCUCCAACAGUGGUGUUCCUGGAGAAUGAGUUGAUGUAUGGUGUUCCCUUCGAGCUGUCUGAGGAGGUCAUGCAUAAAGACUUUGUCGUACCUAUCGGAAAGGCCAAGGUGGAAAGACGAGGUAACUAG